GAAGUAUUUGACCCAAACACUACCGGGCUGAUGCAAGUUGUAUGAGCUGUCAGCUGUGUGUGAAGAAUAUACGUUACCUGGCCGGUGUAAAGAGGAUGACGGACUGUCAAGGAGACGGUGAAGGAGCCAAGAGUCCAAUGGAGCUCUACGAGAGUUUGGCAUCACAAGGAGACGAAGUCAGGGCCUUGAAAACAGCUAAAGCAGAGAAAGCUGAAGUCGAUGCUGCUGUCCAGUUGCUGCUAAAGUUGAAAGUAGACUACAAACUGCUGACGGGUCAGGACUACAAAGCAGGCUCUCCGCCCUCAGAAACAUCUGUGGCCCCCGAGAACGGGCCAGCAACAGAUGGCGCUAAUGAUGACGACACAGUUGACCCGUGGAACGUCUCCACCAACAACGCCAAGGGAGUGGACUACGACAAACUCAUAGUGAGGUUUGGCAGCAGUAAAAUUGACCAGGAGCUCGUGGACAGAAUGGAAAAAGUCUCGGGACAGAAGCCUCAUCGCUUUCUACGAAGAGGAAUUUUCUUCUCACACAGAGAUAUGCAUCAGGUACUGGAUGGGUAUGAGAAGCACAAGUCCUUCUACCUUUACACUGGCAGAGGUCCGUCAUCAGAGGCCAUGCAUGUUGGUCACCUCAUCCCUUUCAUCUUCACCAAAUGGUUGCAGGAUGUAUUUGACAUUCCUCUGGUGAUCCAGUUGACUGAUGAUGAGAAGUACCUGUGGAAGGAUCUAACACUAGAAGAUUGCCACCGCUUCGCUGUGGAAAAUGCCAAGGACAUCAUUGCCUGUGGCUUCGAUGUGAACAAAACCUUCAUCUUCUCUGACCUCGACUACAUGGGUGCAUCCCCUGCAUUCUACAGAAAUGUGGUGAAGAUCCAGAAACAUGUGACGUUCAACCAGGUCAAAGGCAUCUUUGGCUUUACAGACAGCGACUGCAUCGGCAAGAUCAGCUUCCCAGCCAUCCAGGCAGCUCCAUCGUUCAGUAGCUCUUUCCCACAGAUCUUCAAAGGCAGAAAGGAUAUACAAUGUCUCAUCCCCUGUGCCAUAGACCAGGACCCCUACUUCAGGAUGACUCGUGAUGUGGCUCCGAGGAUCGGCUACCACAAACCAGCCCUGCUGCACUCAACCUUCUUCCCAGCCCUGCAGGGGGCGCAGACCAAGAUGAGCGCCAGUGACGCCAACUCCUCCAUCUUCCUCACUGACACACCCAAGCAGAUUAAAAACAAGGUCAACAAACAUGCAUUUUCGGGAGGAAAAGACACAGUGGAGGAGCACAGGAAGUACGGUGGAAACCCGGAUGUAGACGUCGCCUUCAUGUACUUGACCUUCUUCUUGGAGGAUGAUGAACAGCUGGAGAAGAUCAAACAGGAUUACACCAGUGGAGCUCUGCUAACGGGAGAACUGAAGAAGCUUUUGAUUGAGACACUGCAACCAAUGAUUACACAGCACCAAGAGCAACGCAAACAAGUCACAGAGGAGACAGUCAAGCAGUUCAUGACACCCAGGCCUUUAAAUUUUAACUUCUAGCCUCCUUGAGCAACUGAGAUGUCAAGGUUCAUCAUGUCUCUAAUCUCUGUGCAAGAGCAAAUGAUUAUCCAUCUUUUUCAAUUUAACUUAAAACGAGAAGACAGACAUUUUGCAUCAGGACUGGAGAAAAAUGUAAAUGACUGGAGCAACGGUGUGCUUCUCUGUGUCAAACUAAGCAUUGCAUUACCCUCACCUUCAUGCUGUGUGUUAGCUUUUCUCUGCGCUACAUGCACACAUCUAUUCUCAUGAAGUGUUCGUGGCUGCAGCGCUGCUGUAAUGUCACAUGAGCCCUACUCCAAACCCGGAAAACCGUUCAGGACGAAUGAAAAUUAAAGAGUACAAAUGUACAUUGUUGCAAAAUCUGCUUACAACACAGCCACACAUUCACCUUUUAAAAACGUUAGUCGAGAAGUCUUAUUUUACUUGAGGAAAAAUAGCCUCUAAACAAGAACUGUCACUUUGUAAUAAACAGAAGCAGAUGUGUGGUAAGAGAUAGGCGCAGUAUGAUAAUAGGGGAUAUAUUAUGAGACGUUAAUCUCUGAAGAGUUUGAGCACGUCAAUAAGGAGGCUAUCUGUGUAAAAUGUAUUUCUCAUCAGCGAAAGGGAGUUGACUCAAGGUAACUCUUUCGCUAAGCAUGGUCUACGUGAAGAGGUUAUGCAUCGACUAAAAAAUAAACUCUACUUGAACAACCAAAAA
Anarrhichthys ocellatus (wolf-eel) is the source of this 2223-nucleotide messenger RNA. RefSeq names its product tryptophanyl-tRNA synthetase 1 (gene wars1). Lineage: Eukaryota; Metazoa; Chordata; Actinopteri; Perciformes; Anarhichadidae. The record is from RefSeq and is a predicted model, not a curated record. Bases 42 to 1526 code for a protein of 494 amino acids. Gene Ontology annotation, molecular function: tryptophan-tRNA ligase activity; ATP binding. Gene Ontology annotation, biological process: tryptophanyl-tRNA aminoacylation. The transcript has 11 exons. Gene Ontology annotation, cellular component: cytoplasm.